Oldenlandia corymbosa var. corymbosa is the source of this 720-nucleotide messenger RNA. Lineage: Eukaryota; Viridiplantae; Streptophyta; Magnoliopsida; Gentianales; Rubiaceae. The record is from the annotation of a GenBank genome assembly.
AUGGCCUUCUCUUCUUGCCUUAGCCAAUCCCGGGUGCUUUUCAAGGUUAACUGUGUAGUAGGUUUGAGUUCUAGAGUUUGUCGUGGCAAUGGGACGAGUCCGAGUCCAAAUACUGGCCAUUUCACCCGACGAGCUGUGGAGAAAAUGGGAGCUAAGCUGAAACCUGGAUUGAGCUUUACAGGAACACCAUUAUCAAUCACAAAGGAAAAUCUUGGACUAGCUGUUGAUAGGAGCAAAAGCUAUCCUGUUUCUGCUUCAUGUUUGCCCAGCUCUCAACUUGCUGCAAGUGUUUUUACAAUUGGAACUAUAGCAGUUCUACCAUUUUACACCCUCAUGGUUGCAGCACCUAAGUCCGAACUUACAAAGAAAUUCAUAGGAAGUAGCAUACCUUACAUUUUGCUUGGUCUGGCUUAUGGAUACCUUCUGUAUCUCUCUUGGACGCCAGACACGAUAAAGCUGAUGUUUUCGAGUAAAUAUUGGCUGCCAGAGCUGUCUGCUAUCGCUAAAUUGUUCUCCAGUGAGAUGACUCUGGCUUCUGCAUGGGUUCAUUUAUUAGUCAUUGAUCUUUUCGCCGCAAGGCAGGUUUUUCAGGAGGGGUUGCAGGACAACAUCGAAACACGGCAUUCGGUGUCCCUCUGCUUACUUUUCUGCCCGAUAGGAGUUCUUGUUCAUUUUAUCACCAAAGCUCUAACCAAGAAUGUAAAGCAGCAGAUUCAUUAG